Molecule: messenger RNA, 945 nt
Organism: Paralichthys olivaceus (Japanese flounder)
Lineage: Eukaryota; Metazoa; Chordata; Actinopteri; Pleuronectiformes; Paralichthyidae
Gene: otulina
Product: OTU deubiquitinase with linear linkage specificity a
Source: RefSeq, a predicted model, not a curated record
GGUGGAUCUUCUGUUGAUGUCGCGGAGUGAUGGCGUCACCAGAUCAGCUGACACGGUGCGGCAGACGCUCACGUGGUCUCGUCGUUCAGUUUCCGCAGAAACAACAUGGAGCGUCGCUGAGUCUCGCUGACCGAGAGGCUGAAGAUGUCCUGGCUGAAAGCUGCGGCCCUCAGCGCCGAGGACGUGUUCGACGAACAUGGCGACGAGUUGAAUCUCCAGAGCAAAGAGUGGAGCUCCAACAUGAAGAAACGAGUCAAGGAUGGGUAUGUGGACGGGGUCGACGCCGGAGAGGAGGCAGCGCUUCAGCUCGGAUUCAACCAGGGAUUCAAGGAAGGAGCCGCUCGGACUGUGGCCGUGGGUCGUCUCAAAGGAAUCAUCAGUGCUAUAUGGUGCUGGUGCCAGAUCGAGCAUCCGGACACCCCCGUCCCAGCCCGCGUGACUGAGCUCCUGCAGCGGGUGUCACAGCACGAAGACAAAAUCACAGAGGGCAUCAGGAAGGCCCUGGAGAAUCCUCCCCCCAGCGUGAGCGACGUCUCUGAGAGCAUGGAGGAUCUGGAGGUUAAGCAGGCAGAUCCCAGCUGCUGUGGGGACGAGGGGUGCGGAGAGGAGACGGACUGCUGCAGCAGAGUGGACAAAAUGGACCAGGACGUUCCUCAGCAGCCACAGAAGCUCUGCUCUGGGUCUGCUGACUGCUCGUCCUGCUCCGAUGAAGGACUGAGCCUCCUCCUGCAGAGCUGCAUGGACGUAGUGUCGGAGCUGGGACUCCCGCAGGAGCUGCUCAGUCACAUCCAGGAGCUGAAGAACAUGUAGUGAAGCUCAGGGACCAAACUCAGAGGACGAUACUUGAACUAUAAACUUUGUAAAAAAAAAAAAAAAAGUGUAAAUUUCUUACACUGCAAUUAAAUACUUUUGUUGUAUAUAAUUUAAAAUACAUAUUUUCAUUAA